GUGAGAAGGUGGAUAGGAAAGGGAACAGAAGUGAGAGAGAGAGAGAGCGCUCCCCCAGGACUCCCUAGAGGAACCCCCUGAAGGACCCCCCUUGGAGAGAGAGAGAGAGGACUACUACUACUACUACUACUAUUACUACUACUAUUCUUGGCAGCAGAUGUGAACGUAAACUAUUUUAAGUGUCUUCGUGUGCUACUACUACUACUACUACUACUACUACUACUACUACUACUACUGCUGCUACUACUACUGCUACUACUAGUGGUACUAUUACUACUACCACCAUUACUACCAGAACCACCAGCUCGUCUUGGCCGGGCCCUGAGGACAUAGGCGCCCUGGCUUAUCCCGGCUCUUUCGGCACUCAGGGGGGCUAGGGGGGCAUGGCCUACCUCAAGACCCCCCCAUACCCGAUGAAUGGACUCGCCCUGGGCAUGGGGCACCACUCCACUAUGGAUCCCAGCGUGGCCCAUUCUGUCCCCUAUCCAUCAGCUCUUCACUAUGCAGUCACGCCCGCUCCAGCCAGGAAACAGAGGCGAGAGAGAACCACCUUUACUAGAGCCCAACUGGACGUUCUUGAAUCUCUCUUCGCUAAAACAAGAUACCCUGAUAUAUUCAUGAGGGAAGAGGUUGCCAUCAAGAUAAACCUCCCUGAGAGCCGCGUACAGGUGUGGUUCAAGAACAGGCGUGCUAAGUGCAGACAGCAGGCGCAGCAGCAGAACACUAAUAACAGCACAACUGGGCCCACCUCCAGCACCACAAACCUCUCCAACACCAGUAACAGCACCACCACCACCACCACAGCCCUCAGCACCACCACGCCCACGCCCACGGACAGCACAAAGGCGAUAGCACCGAGGCCCAAGAAGAUUAAAACUCCUGUGACUCCUUCUCCGCCUCCUCCCGUAGUGAAAUGCUCCCCAAGGCCUGCUUCUCCCGCAUAUAAACCACCGUCUGUCUCCCCUGCUUCAGCCCACACACCUCCAAACACAACACCCACACCAACACCAACCUAUGGGACUUUUCAGGGUGAACAUGGAAAUUCUUACUCGUCUUUGUGGGCUGGAGCUGGCUUGAGACCCAUGACGGAACUACAUGUAUCGUCUGGGAGCUGCAUGCAAAAUCCUGGAUACCACAUGGGAAAGUCAUCAACAUCUUCCUGGAGUCAAAAUUACGCUCCUACUUCUUACUACGGCAAUAUGAGCAUGGAGUAUCUUCCACAUCACCACAUGACUACUCACAGUCAAUUUACGCCCGUUACUAACCACAUGGGAGGGUUUCAGCAGAUGGGAGGGCAUAUGAUGGGCUCGCAUGGCAUGAUGGGAGGUCAGCAUCAUUACUCGCGCCCUUCAGUCACUCCUGUACAGAGUGUUGGGGCUCCGGCUGCUCAGGAUUGCAUGGACUUUGGGGAGAAAUUUCAAGUUCUGUGAGGGUUUUUUGUCUGUCUUUCUCUCUAUUUGUCUAUUUUCUUGUGUCUAUUUUUUAUUUUUUUUUAAUUUUCUUUCUGUCUGUCUCCCAGUGUGAAAAGAAUGUAUAUUUAUGGUAAGGUGUUCAAAAUUUUCGUUCAUUUCUUCUUUUGGGUUAUUUUAUUUUAUUUUCUUUCGUGUGAAGAAGAAAAAGAAAGUGAAUUUUUCUUCUUCCUGCUUUUGUGAAAAUUUUCGAUCGCUUUUUUUUUGUUUUUUUUUGUCUAUUGAAAAAAAUAUGAAACUUUUCUUUCUCGUAUGAAAAAUCUGAUUUAUAUAUUUUUUUCUCUUUUUUUGUAUUCUCUCUCUCUCUCUCUCUCUCUCUCUCUCUCUCUCUCUCUCUCUCUCUCUCUCUCUCUCUCUCUCUCUCUCUCUAAUCACAAUGAAAACAAAAUCUAAUCUUUAUCUCUCUCUCGUUUAAAUAUUUUCAUCACUCUCUCUCUCUCUCUUUCUCUCUCUCUAUCUCUCUCUGAAUUAGUUGUGACUCUCUCUCUCUCUCUCUCUCUCUCUCUCUCUAUCCUCGCUCUAAUUAGAGUGAGCGACUGAUGAGAUAGAAUUUUAGCCACACCCCCCCCUAACUCAAAAAUACCCCCUCAUUAAUUUAACGCCCCCCCAUUUUACUAACUCCUCUCCCCCCUCCCUACACCCCUCCCCCCUUCCUUUUCUCCCCCUUACUGACUCGAGACACCCACCCCACCCCACCCCUCUCCCGCUCCCCCCACCCCCCAUCCCCCAGCCUCAUUCUUGUGUCUGUCUGUCUGUAUGUAUGAGUGAGGUACUGGGGGCUUGUUUUUUUUUUAAAGCUAGCUCUAAACUGAUAGCAAGUAUUCUCUCUCUCUCUCUCUCUCUCUCUCUCUCUCUCUCUCUCUCUCUCUCUUUUUUUUUAGUGAGAUUAAAAUUUUCUUUUUUUUCUUCUUUUUUCUUUAUUCCUUCCUUUCUUACUCGUCUUCUUCCUCCUCCUCCUCCUCCUCCUCCUCCUCUUCUUCUUCCAUCUUCCUUACCUCUCCCUCUCACUCUCACUCUCUCUCUCUCUCUUUGAAGCUACAAUGAAAAUAUUUACUACUACUACUACCACCACCACCACUACUACCACCACUACUACUACUACCACUACUACUACUACUACUACUACUACUACUACUACUACUACUACUACCUCUGGCCGGCCCUCCCCAAUCAGGCACUUGUUAUAAUUGUGUAAUGCUGAUGAUGAUGAUGAUGAUGAUGAUGAUGAUGAUGAUGAUGAUGAUGAUGAUGAUGAUGAUGAUGAUGAUUGUUAUAAUGAUUAGUUGUCACCGUAGAAAUAACUGCCCUUUUGCCAUUAUUAUUAUUAUUAUUAUUAUUAUUAUUAUUAUUAUUAUUAUUAUUAUUAUUAUUAUUAUUAUUAUUAUUAUUAUUAUUAUUAUUCUGUUCGUUCGUAUGUGUGUGUGUGUGUGUGUGUGUAUGUGUAUGUGUGUGUGUGUGUGUGUGAAGAAAUGACAUUAAUAUUUUUCUUCAUUAUUAUUAUUAUUAUUAUUAUUAUUAUUAUUAUUAUUAUUAUUAUUAUUAUUAUUAUUACUACUACUACUACUAUUAUUACUAUUACUAUCUUGACUAUCAGUACCAUGGCAAUAGUGCAAUAAAACAGCGCUUGCAAUAUACUCUCUCUCUCUCUCUCUCUCUCUCUCUCUCUCUCUCUCUCUCUCUCUCUCUCUCUCUCUCUCUCUCUCUCUCUCUCUCUCUCA
Scylla paramamosain (green mud crab) is the source of this 3187-nucleotide messenger RNA. RefSeq names its product homeobox protein OTX2-like. Lineage: Eukaryota; Metazoa; Arthropoda; Malacostraca; Decapoda; Portunidae. Gene Ontology annotation, biological process: regulation of transcription by RNA polymerase II. Gene Ontology annotation, cellular component: nucleus. The coding region runs from base 384 to 1430 and encodes 348 amino acids. Gene Ontology annotation, molecular function: RNA polymerase II cis-regulatory region sequence-specific DNA binding; DNA-binding transcription factor activity, RNA polymerase II-specific. The transcript has 4 exons. The record is from RefSeq and is a predicted model, not a curated record.